AGGCGGGGGGCGCGGGGGCGACGGGUCGUGAGGCUUCUCUGCUCCCUGGCAAAGUUGGAAGAUCAAAGCCUUGUCUGAAAAGGAGGCUCAGAUGAGUCCCUGCUGACUUGAGAGAGAAAGAGAGACCACGCUGAUUGCUGAGAGGAACUGGAAGGAGAAAAAAAAAAUUCCUCAACUCAGCGAGAAGAACUCACUCGCCAUGAGCAGCGCUGUGUUGGUGCCUCGCCUCCCAGACCCCAGCAGCAGCUUCCGCGAGGAUGCCCCGCGGCCCCCAGUGCCGGGCGAAGAAGGGGAGACCCCACCGUGCCAGCCCGGGGUGGGAAAGGGCCCGGUCGCCAAACUCCUGCCUGUCUCCUCCAAUGCCAGGCGGAAUGAGGACGGGUUGGGGGAGCCGGAGGGGCGGGCGUCUCCGGAUUCCCCUCUGACCAGGUGGACCAAGUCCCUGCACUCCUUGCUGGGUGACCAAGACGGUGCUUAUCUCUUCCGGACUUUCCUGGAGAGGGAGAAAUGCGUGGAUACCUUAGACUUCUGGUUUGCCUGCAAUGGAUUCAGGCAGAUGAACCUGAAGGAUGCCAAAACUUUACGAGUAGCCAAAGCGAUCUACAAGAGGUACAUCGAGAACAACAGCAUUGUCUCCAAGCAGCUGAAACCUGCCACCAAGACCUACAUCAGAGAUGGCAUCAAGAAGCAGCAGAUCGAUUCUGUCAUGUUUGACCAGGCGCAGACUGAGAUCCAGGCGGUGAUGGAGGACAACGCCUACCAGAUGUUUCUGACUUCUGAUAUAUACCUCGAAUACGUGAGGAGUGGGGCUGAAAACCCAGCCUGCGUGAGCAGCGGGGGGCUGGGGAGCCUGAAGCUCGUGUGUGGCUACCUGCCCACGCUGAACGAGGAAGAGGAGUGGACUUGCGCCGACUUCAAGUGCAAACUCUCCCCCGCUGUGGUUGGCUUGUCCAGCAAAACUCUGAGGGCCACAGUCGGUGUGAGGUCCACAGAAACUGUCGAGAAUGGAUACAGGAGGAGCGAUCCGGUGAAUCCGUACCACGUGGGUUCCGGCUGCGUCUUCGCACCGGCCGCCAGCGCCAACGACAGCGAGGUAUCCAGCGACGCGCUGACCGAUGACUCCGUGUCCGUGACGGACGGCAGCGUAGAUGGGAUCCCUCCUUACCUCGGGGGGAGUAAGAAACAGCUCCAGAGAGAAAUGCAUCGCAGCGUGAAGGCCAAUGGCCAGGUGUGCCUACCUCAUUUCCCGAGAACCCACCGCCUGCCCAAGGAGAUGACCCCCGUGGAGCCCGCCGCCUUCGCGGCCGAGCUCAUCUCCCGGCUGGAGAAGCUGAAGCUGGAGCUGGAGACGCGGCACAGCCUAGAGGAGCGCCUGCAGCAGAUCCGAGAGGAUGAGGAGAAGGAGGGCUCCGAGCUGGCGCUGGGCGCCCGCGAAGCGGGGCCCGCCCAGCACCCCCUCUCCCUCCUGCCAUCGGGCAGCUACGAGGAGGACCCGCAGACCAUCCUGGACGACCACCUGUCCAGGGUCCUCAAGACCCCCGGCUGCCAGUCCCCGGGCGUGGGCCGCUACAGCCCCCGCGCGCGCUCCCCGGACCAGCAUCGCCGCCACCACCUCCUGCAGCACCGCGCGCCCCCGCCCCCCGGAGGCCCCGCCGCCGCCCCGGCCGGCUGCCCCCUCCUCGGGGCCCGGGGCUUCGUGAGCAGGCAGACGACGAAGCACGUCCACCACCACUACAUCCACCACCACGCCGGCCCCCGGACCCGGGAGGAGGUGGAGGCCGAGGCCGCCCCGCGCGCGCGCUGCCCCUGCCCCUGCCCCGUCCCCGUCCCCGGGGGCGCCGACUACCCCUGCUGCGCCAAGUGCAAGAGCCACCCCGGGGUGCCGGAGCCCGCGGCGGCCGCGCAGGCUGGCGGCCGCGGCCGAGGCGCCGUCCCACCCCGACGGAGCGGACGAGGCCCGGAGCCGGGCCCGGCCGGGCCAGCCCGGGAAGGAGGGGCCCCCGGCGGAGCGGGGCCGCUGCAGCCGCCCGGCGAGGAGGGAGACCGGGCGCAGGACGUGUGGCAGUGGGUGCUGGAGAGCGAGCGGCCGGGCAAGCCGCGCAGUGCCCAAAGCACCAAGCGGGCCUACCCCGUGGAGUGUGCCCGAGCGCCCCCAGCCGGCCGUCACCACCUGUGGGCGGGCAGCAGCGGGCACCCCCGCGCCGCCCCCCGCGCCCACCCGUCCACCCAGGACCCUGCGGUGCCUCCCCUGAGCCCACCCGACACCCUGGCGCAGCUGGAGGAGGCCUGCCGCCGGCUGGCGGAGGCGUCCAAGCCCCCGAAGCAGCGGUGCUGCACGGCCAGUCAGCAGAGGGACAGACACCACUCGGCCACUGGUCAGCCAGGAGCCAUGCCCGCCUCCAGCCCAAGCCUGGCUUUGGAAGAUCACAGAGAGCCAAAGAAGCUGGCAGGGGUGCACGCUCUCCAGGCCAGCGAGCUGGUGGUCACCUACUUUUUCUGCGGGGAAGAGAUCCCGUACCGGAGGAUGCUGAAGGCCCAGAGCCUGACCCUGGGCCACUUUAAAGAGCAGCUCAGCAAAAAGGGAAAUUAUAGGUAUUACUUCAAAAAAGCGAGCAACGAGUUCGCGUGCGGAGCCGUGUUUGAGGAGGUCUGGGACGACGACGUGGUGCUGCCCACGUACGAGGGCCGGAUCCUGGGGAAGGUGGAGAGGAUCGACUGAGCCUCGG
Messenger RNA from Kogia breviceps (pygmy sperm whale), 2726 nucleotides. It is a transcript of the gene AXIN2, whose product is annotated as axin 2. Lineage: Eukaryota; Metazoa; Chordata; Mammalia; Artiodactyla; Physeteridae. Gene Ontology annotation, molecular function: molecular adaptor activity; ubiquitin protein ligase binding; beta-catenin binding. Gene Ontology annotation, biological process: positive regulation of protein kinase activity; regulation of centromeric sister chromatid cohesion; cell development. The record is from RefSeq and is a predicted model, not a curated record. Gene Ontology annotation, cellular component: plasma membrane; nucleus; beta-catenin destruction complex.